CCUCGCCACUAGCCUCCAACUGUCCGACGCCUACAUCACGAGCGCCAAUCAGCCGACUUUUCCAAGCACGAACCUUCUCCCCUCCUCCGCCGCGGCCAGGAAGAACCUCCGCGCGAACUGCCGUCCUCCCUGCCCUCGCCAUGGACAUCGGCUCGAUUCCUUCCCCGGCGGACGCCGCGGCGCCGCCCUCCGCGGCCGCUCUGCCGCGGGAGGCCACGCUGGGGCGCCACCUCGCGCGCCGCCUGGCCGAGGUCGGCGCGCGCGAGGUCUUCACCGUGCCGGGGGACUUCAACCUGACGCUCCUCGACGAGCUGGAGGCGGAGCAGCCGUCCGGCGGCGGGGUGCGGCUCGUGGGGUGCUGCAACGAGCUCAACGCCGCCUACGCCGCCGACGGCUACGCCCGCGCGCGCGACGGCGGGGUCGGCGCCUGCGCGGUCACCUUCACCGUCGGCGGGCUCAGCGCCAUCAACGCCGUCGCCGGCGCCUUCAGCGAGAACCUCCCCGUCAUCUGCAUCGUCGGGGGCCCCAACAGCAACGACUACGGCAGCAACCGGAUCCUCCACCACACCAUCGGCAUCCCCGAUUUCACGCAGGAACUCCGCUGCUUCCAGAACGUCACCUGUUAUCAGGCUGUGGUGAACAACUUGGAGGAUGCACAUGAACAGAUUGACACUGCCAUUUCCACUGCACUGAAGGAGAGCAAGCCUGUUUACAUCAGCAUCAGCUGCAACCUCCCAUCGAUCCCGCAUCCUACCUUUAGCCGCCAUCCUGUCCCUUUCUUUCUCUCCCCAAAACUGUCAAACCAGAUGACCUUGGAAGCAGCAGUGGAGACCGCUGCGGCUUUUCUGAACAAAUCAGUCAAGCCGGUUCUUGUUGGCGGACCAAAGAUGAGGGUGGCCAAAGCAUGCGAGGCCUUCGUAGAGCUGGCUGAUGCAUGCGGUUAUCCGGUUGCAGCGAUGCCUUCUGCAAAGGGGCUUGUGCCAGAGCACCAUUCUAGAUUUAUUGGCACAUACUGGGGUGCUGUCAGCUCUCCGUUCUGUGCUGAGAUUGUGGAGUCAGCUGAUGCCUAUUUGUUUGCCGGCCCGAUAUUUAACGACUACAGCUCGGUUGGGUACUCACUUCUUCUCAAGAAGGAGAAGGCCAUCAUUGUCCAGCCAGACCGAGUGGUGAUUGGGAACGGGCCUGCAUUUGGGUGUGUUCUGAUGAAGGACUUCCUGCAUGCACUUGGAACCCGGCUGAAGAAGAACACAGCUGCCUACGACAACUACAGUCGGAUUUUUGUGCCUCAGGGCGAACCCCUUUCCUCUGCGCCUGGAGAGCCUUUGAGAGUGAAUGUACUUUUCAAGCAUAUUCAGAAAAUGCUGUCUGGCGACUCAGCUGUUAUAGCAGAGACUGGGGACUCAUGGUUUAACUGCCAGAAGCUGAAACUGCCAGAAGGCUGUGGGUAUGAAUUUCAGAUGCAAUAUGGAUCAAUUGGUUGGGCUGUGGGUGCAACUCUGGGAUAUGCGCAGGCUGCUAAGGGUAAGCGAGUCAUUUCCUUCAUUGGAGAUGGCAGCUUUCAGGUGACGGCACAAGAAGUGUCGACGAUGCUCCGGUGGGAACAGAACAACAUCAUCUUUCUCAUAAACAACGGGGGUUACACCAUUGAGGUGGAGAUCCAUGACGGCCCUUACAACGUCAUCAAGAAUUGGAACUACACCGGCGUGGUGGAAGCAUUCCAUAAUGGCGAGGGCAAGUGCUAUACGGCCAAGGUCCGAACAGAGGAGGAACUGAAGAAGGCAAUUGAGGCAUCCCUAGGACCCAACAAGGACAGCCUGUGCUUUAUAGAGGUAAUUGUGCACAAGGAUGACACUAGUAAAGAGCUUCUUGAGUGGGGUUCUAGGGUUUCCGCCGCGAAUAGCCGCCCACCAAAUCCCCAGUGACACAUCAGGUCUCCACAAGAUCCUCAUCCAGCUUAAUGAUGUCAUGUGGAAGUUCUGAAUAGAUGUUACUGUUCUCUGAAUAAAUCAUCCAUUUGAGUCCAUUGCUGUUGCAAGUGCUCAUGGUUACUGUACAUAGAUGGUCUUAGUUCAGGAACCUGUGCUUGUAUAUUACUUCAAUAAAUCUGAAAUCGAUGUCGUAGCCAGCUAAAGACGCUCUUGAUUUUGGCAUCUUUCUUGAUUUUGACAACAGUUUCAAGCUGGUUGUGUUUCUCAAAAGCAUUAGUAAGACGAAACAAGUUGCGUUUCUAGAAUGCGAAGAAGAUUCAGUUAUGUGGUGAAGUAGCAGAGUAAUUCAAUGGUGCA
Messenger RNA from Triticum aestivum (bread wheat), 2285 nucleotides. Its product is annotated as pyruvate decarboxylase 1. Bases 141 to 1922 code for a protein of 593 amino acids. Gene Ontology annotation, cellular component: cytosol. NCBI's taxonomy places the organism in Eukaryota, Viridiplantae, Streptophyta, Magnoliopsida, Poales, Poaceae. Gene Ontology annotation, molecular function: pyruvate decarboxylase activity; magnesium ion binding; thiamine pyrophosphate binding. The record is from RefSeq and is a predicted model, not a curated record. The transcript is spliced from 6 exons.